Hipposideros armiger (great roundleaf bat) is the source of this 3731-nucleotide messenger RNA. RefSeq names its product outer dense fiber of sperm tails 2 (gene ODF2). Gene Ontology annotation, cellular component: centrosome. Gene Ontology annotation, biological process: regulation of cilium assembly. The record is from RefSeq and is a predicted model, not a curated record. Lineage: Eukaryota; Metazoa; Chordata; Mammalia; Chiroptera; Hipposideridae. Bases 387 to 2861 code for a protein of 824 amino acids. The transcript has 21 exons.
GGUGGGGCGGAGCAUCUCUGUGACGCCUGGGUCUGGGCCUAAAUGGCGAAACCCGAGAGGCUCACGGCGGGGUUUGAACUGGCCAAUGGGCGAGCUGCCGACCGGGUGUCGGAAAAGUAGGCGGAAGCGGGGAGGAGCCGCCGCCGGAGCCGGACUACAUCCGCCGCGGCGUCUCCAUGGCACGACCCUGGCCUCCGACUUCAACGACUUCAUAAGGAGGCGUUUCUGGGCGCAGCCGUGUCGCUCCUGGUUUCCAUCGUGUGGGAAGAACGGAGUAACAAGUCUCACACAGAAAAAGGUCCUGAGGACACCUUGUGGCGCACCCAGUGUGACUGUGACGAUCAGCCUUUUUUGUGUUGUUCUCCCCGGCCUGCCAGAAGCGAACCAUGAAGGACCGCUCUUCAACUCCCCCCUUACAUGUUCACGUGGAUGAAAACACCCCCGUCCAUGUCCACAUAAAAAAACUCCCGAAACCAUCAGCGACCAGCAGCCAGAAAUCUCAUAAGCGCGGAAUGAAAGGGGACACCGUGAAUGUGCGGCGGAGUGUCCGGGUGAAAACCAAGGUACCUUGGAUGCCCCCUGGAAAGUCACCUGCCCGGCAUGUGGGAUGCAAGUGGGAGAAUCCACCUCAUUGCCUGGAGAUCACGCCACCAUCUUCGGAAAAGCUGGUCUCAGUAAUGCGUUUAAGUGACCUCUCUACAGAAGAUGAUGACUCGGGUCACUGUAAGAUGAACCAUUAUGAUAAGAAGAUUGACAGUCUCAUGAACGCAGUUGGUUGUCUCAAAUCUGAGGUCAAGAUGCAGAAGGGUGAGCGCCAGAUGGCCAAACGGUUCCUAGAGGAGCGAAAGGAGGAGCUGGAGGAGGUUGCCCACGAGCUGGCCGAGACCGAGCAUGAGAACACUGUCCUGAGGCACAACAUCGAACGCAUCAAGGAAGAGAAGGACUUUACCAUGCUUCAGAAGAAACACCUCCAGCAGGAGAAGGAGUGCCUCAUGUCCAAACUGGUCGAGGCUGAAAUGGAUGGGGCUGCUGCUGCCAAGCAAGUCAUGGUCUUGAAGGACACCAUCGGAAAGCUGAAGACGGAGAAACAAAUGACCUGCACGGACAUCAACACCCUGACGAGGCAGAAGGAACUUCUUCUGCAGAAGUUGAGCACAUUUGAGGAGACCAACCGCACUCUCCGAGACCUGCUGAGGGAACAGCACUGCAAAGAGGAUUCUGAAAGGCUGAUGGAGCAACAAGGAACAAUACUAAAACGGCUGGCGGAAGCAGACUCCGAGAAAGCGCGCCUGCUGUUACUGCUCCAGGACAAGGACAAGGAGUUGGAAGAGCUCCUCCAGGAAAUACAAUGUGAGAAGGCUCAAGCAAAGACAGCAUCUGAGCUCUCUAAGUCCAUGGAGUCCAUGCGUGGGCAUUUGCAGGCACAGCUUCGGUGCAAAGAGGCAGAGAACAGUCGCCUAUGCAUGCAGAUCAAGAACCUGGAGCGCAGUGGGAAUCAGCACAAGGCGGAAGUGGAGGCCAUCAUGGAGCAGCUGAAGGAACUGAAGCAAAAGGGAGACCGAGACAAAGAGUCCUUGAAGAAGGCCAUCCGAGCCCAGAAGGAACGCGCUGAGAAGAGCGAGGAGUAUGCUGAGCAGCUGCACGUGCAGCUUGCCGACAAGGAUCUUUAUGUUGCUGAAGCUUUAUCCACUCUGGAAUCGUGGAGGAGCCGCUACAACCAAGUUGUGAAAGACAAGGGGGACCUCGAGCUGGAAAUCAUUGUCCUGAAUGACCGAGUGACAGAUCUUGUAAACCAGCAGCAGACCUUGGAGGAGAAGAUGCGGGAAGACCGGGACAGCCUGGUGGAGAGACUUCACCGGCAGACGGCCGAGUAUUCUGCUUUCAAGCUAGAGAACGAGAGGCUGAAGGCUAGUUUUGUGCCGAUGGAGGACAAACUGAAUCAGGCACACCUCGAGGUCCAGCAGCUGAAGGCGUCAGUUAAGAACUACGAGGGGAUGAUUGACAACUACAAGAGCCAGGUCAUGAAGACCAGAUUGGAAGCAGAUGAAGUGGCUACCCAGCUGGAACGCUGUGACAAAGAGAACAAGAUCCUUAAAGAUGAGAUGAACAAAGAGAUUGAAGCGGCACGUAGGCAGUUCCAGUCCCAGCUGGCUGACCUGCAGCAGCUGCCUGACAUCCUGAAGAUCACAGAGGCUAAGCUGGCAGAGUGCCAAGACCAGCUGCAGGGCUAUGAGAGGAAGAACAUUGACCUUACAGCCAUCAUAUCAGACCUGCGUAGCCGGAUCGAACAUCAGGGGGACAAGCUGGAGAUGGCGAGAGAGAAACACCAGGCUUCCCAGAAGGAAAAUAAACAGCUGAGUCUGAAGGUGGAUGAACUGGAGAGGAAACUGGAGGCGACCAGUGCCCAGAAUAUCGAGUUCCUACAGGUGAUUGCCAAGAGGGAGGAGGCAAUCCACCAGUCCCAGCUGCGGCUGGAGGAGAAAACACGGGAAUGCGGGAGCCUGGCGAGGCAGUUGGAGAGCGCCAUUGAAGAUGCUAGGAGGCAGGUGGAACAAACCAAGGAGCAUGCAGUCUCCAAGGAGCGAGCAGCCCAGAACAAAAUCCUGGACCUGGAGACCCAGCUGAGCAGGACCAAAACUGAACUCAGCCAGCUGAGGCGCAGCCGUGACGAUGCUGACCGCCGCUACCAGAGCCGGCUGCAGGACAUGAGAGACCGCCUGGAGCAGUCGGAGAGCACCAACCGCAGCAUGCAGAACUACGUCCAGUUCCUUAAGUCAUCCUAUGCCAAUGUGUUUGGGGACAGUCCCUUCACUACCUACCUGACCAGCUCUCCCAUCCGCUCCAGAUCUCCUCCCACCUGAGGCCACCAGUCUUGGGCCAGACGCCCGGACUCAUGCCAUGGGAACUGAGGAGUUGAGUUGCCAAGCCAUACCUGGAAAGCCUGGUGGUUUUCCUCUCUCUCCAGUGAUGAAAUUUGUUCAGGAUCUUGUCCUUAGCUAGGCUCCAUGGAAGUCCCUAAAGCAGCAGGGGAUGGAGAAGCAGGAACCACUUAGUUCUCUCCUCUCUGAUAGUCGCCUGAUGGAAGUUUUUCAUUACUUUUCCAGGCCUUAAAUCUACUACUAUUAGGGUACCAGAUCUUAACUCACCAUGACUUUGCUCAUUUGUUUCCUGAGAGAAUGUUUGGACUGGAUUUUUUCCUCCAGUCCCCAUAAGCCCUCUUUUUAGGACUCCCUAGGGUUUUCUCGGACCUGAACCAGCAGGAGCUAUGAGCCAGAGGUCCUCACUGCCCCUCCUGGACUGUGAGCAUGUCCACUUGUUGUUUUCCUUAUUUCGUGGGUACAGUGUUUUCCCUAAGGCUCCCUUCCCAAGCCCAGUGGAGACCUCUCAUACCCAAGUUUCUUUGAGGCCACUUGCCUUACGCACUUCACAGUAGCCACUCGAGGGCUCAUGUCCAGUUGGCCUUUUAGAAAUAUAAUCCUGAGCUCAUUGAUUUUUUGUUUCUCUUUGCCAGGUUUUUUAUUUUUGUUUCUCUUUGCCAGGUUUGUAUCUAUGGAUAGAAAUGCACUUAUUCUUGAAAUAAUUUGUGUUGUUUUACAAAAAGCUUUUAUAAUCAAUAUUUAAGACUGCAUUGGUUGAUUUCCUUUACCCACCCCCGUCCCCUGUCUAAAAUGUUUUAGUUAAAUGCUGCAGGAGAGCCAGUAAACAUUUUUAUAAAGUACUUGGUGCAUGGA